AUGGAUAAAGCCAUUGAUGCGAUGAAGAAAGGCUUUGCCGUGUUGAAGUUGGAACGUUGUCAUUGGAGACCAUCGCACGGUAUUUUGAUGGCCAUUGCAGAGCACUUCGAGAAGCAUGGAAAUUUUGAAGAUGGAAAUCACUACAUCGAGGUUGUUCACCGUUUGGGUGUUGCAACUUUACCUCUGUAUAAACUAUUCCUUAGAAUGCAUCUCAAUGCUCAGAGACCAGCUUUGGGCAUCCUUAAAAUGAUGGAGAAGGAUAAAGUUAAGCUGGAUGAUGAAACUUCUGCCCUUGUUCAAGCCUUCAACUCAUGA
This is a messenger RNA of Dovyalis caffra, 315 nucleotides long. NCBI's taxonomy places the organism in Eukaryota, Viridiplantae, Streptophyta, Magnoliopsida, Malpighiales, Salicaceae. The record is from the annotation of a GenBank genome assembly.